Molecule: messenger RNA, 5102 nt
Organism: Dreissena polymorpha
Lineage: Eukaryota; Metazoa; Mollusca; Bivalvia; Myida; Dreissenidae
Exons: 6
Coding region: 350-1672 (440 amino acids)
Biological process (GO): polysaccharide biosynthetic process
Molecular function (GO): pyridoxal phosphate binding; transaminase activity
Source: RefSeq, a predicted model, not a curated record
AGUUAACUGCGCUAUAUGUACACUGUUCUUGGCCUUGAAGAUACAUACAUGUAGUAGAGUGUGCUUAUUCAAAUUUACUUAAACAGUCGUGUGGGGAAUACAAUUAUUACGAAAUUGAAAAUUUACGGAUUUUAAUUCAGUAUUCUAGCCUAAGCGAUUGUUAAAAUGAAAGUUCUUUCGUUUCUAGGAUGGAUACAGUAGAUGAUGAUAAAAAUUGUGUUUUAAGAUUUAAUGUAAAUGAUACAGCCAUAACGAGUAAUUUAACGUUGAGAUAUUGUUAAAGACAGUCUUUUAAAAGCGGAAGCAAAGAAACCCCGAUCGGUAGUUUAACAAAUAAAGAUAAGAGCAAAUGAAAAAGGAGUCAUCAAGUUGCAGUGAUAAGAAGAUGGACAACUACUUGCCAUAUUCCUGUAUAAUGAUUGAUGCUGAUACCAAGGUGUUUGCAUCGGCUGUGCAUAAAUGUCUGUCAUGGGGAACAGACAGAGCAAAGGUUAAUGAUGACCUACAGAAAAUGUGGACAACCUCAAAUAACAGCAACAAAGUUCUUCCUUGUCUCUCUGUCAGAUCUGGCCUUGACCUUUAUCUCAAGGUCAUGAACUUUCCCCCAGGGUCAGAAGUCAUCAUGUCUGCCAUUAAUAUUCCAGAUAUGACAAAAGUGGUGAAACACCACAACUUGAAGAUAGUACCAUGGGAUAUAAGCAUUGAAACCACCGGACCUAAGAUUGAACUGUUACCUAGUCUUGUGUCUUCUCGGACAGUGGCCAUCAUUGUGGCCCAUAUUUACGGGAAAUGGUGCGACAUGGACCCAAUCAUAGAAAUUGCCGAACGGCACAAUAUCCCUGUCAUAGAAGAUUGCGCCGAAACUUUCUGCGGUUUUGAGAGGAUCGGAAAUCCGAGAUCCGAUUUGGUGCUGUUCAGUUUUGGAGUGAUUAAAUUUUGCACGGCAAUGGGAGGGGCAAUAGCCAAGAUUAAAGACGCAGACAUUUACACGAAAAUGUACAGACUUCAUGAGUCCUAUACAGUUCAAAGUCAGCGGGAAUAUUUGAAGAAGGUUCUGAAAUACUAUUUUGUCUAUUUCAUUCUUUUGCCGUACCCCACGCAUUUCAUAGUGUAUGUAGCGAAAACUUUAGGGAUCGAUCACAAAGCUGUUGUUGUCAGCAAAUUGAGAGGAUUUCCCGACCAGAUGGUCCACAGGAUUAAGCAGAGGCCCUGCUCAGCCCUUCUACAAGUUCUGAGUGAGCGCUUGGCGGGUUUUAGUCAAAAAGAGUACGAAAUGGGGCAAGUAAAAGGGGAAUACGUGCGAAUGAGGCUCCCGGAGGAUGUUCAGCUUGUCGGCAUGAAGGCAAUGGUCAAUAACUACUGGCUGUUUCCUAUUCUUGUGGACGAUCCGGACACUGUUCUUAACUCUUUGAAUGCCCUCGGAGUGGAUGCAUACAGAGGGGCCACACAGCUCAACAUCAUCGAGCCCGAGUCCGACCCCAUGGGCGUCCCUGUCUCACAGCUGGACCCUAGAUACCCGUCAGAGGCUCGCUACCUCAUAGACCAUGUGGUCUACCUACCCGUGAACAAGAAAGUGCCCUUCCACGCCCUCAACCAAAUCUGCAAGGCUGUCAAGCAGGCCAUUGCUAUGAGCAAAGACGCGCCAAAAGUCCGUCUCCAAUCAAAAUUGUGAUUUUUGUACUCUUUUAUUUUUUCUAUCUUCUGGUUAUAUGAGAGGAUGUGCAAUGAGCAAUCAUUGGUUUUAUCAAAAUGAACAAAAGGUGCAUCCACCGUAUGUCUGCAAUAUUUCUAAUAUUGUUCCCUCAUUGUUUUUAACCUUUGACAUACUGAUAAUCUAUAAUUGCUUUUAGCAAUAGAUGCACAGAUAGUUAGUCUGCAAUUUAAAUGUGUCAUUUGUUUGUCUUGUUUGUGUCUACCAAAACAUGCAAGGUUGCAACCACAUUCCAUCCGCAAGCUAAAUUGUGAUUUGUCCAACAUUUCGCAGAAAUAAAUAUGCAAGGCUUCCUAAAAUGCCUCAGUGUUACUAAAAUAAUUCCAUAUGCAAACAAAUUUGUGAAAGUAUUUUCCUAUCCUGCUCAAGUGUAUUUGCAAUGCUGUAAAAUAAGCUAACAGUAAUUAUUGCAAAAUGCACCAAGAAUCUGUCUGCAAUCAAAAUUGUGAUUUGACUUUAAUGCUCAGAAAAUUGCAACCCCUGUGUUACUAUUUUAUGCAUGCCAUUUGAUGACAAAAGCUGUUUCCUUUAUAACAUGAGUGAUAGCAUUUUGGAAAGUGUAAGAUAAAUGUGAUUGUUAUGAGUGAUAGCAUUUUGGAAAGUGUAAGAUUAAUGUGAUUGUUAUGUGAGAUAGCAUUUUGGAAAGUGUAAGAUAAAUGUGAUUGUUAUGAGUGAUAGCAUUUUGGAAAGUGUAGGAUAAAUGUGAUUGUUAUGAGAGAUAGCAUUUUGGAAAGUGUAAGAUAAAUGUGAUUGUUAUGAGUGAAAGCAUUUUGGAAAGUGUAAGAUAAAUGUGAUUGUUAUGAGUGAUAGCAUUUUGGAAAGUGUAAGAUAAAUGUGAUUGUUAUGAGUGAAAGCAUUUUGGAAAGUGUAAGAUAAAUGUGAUUGUUAUGAGCGUACAUGUUUUUGUCAAAACAAUUUUGUACGAAAAAGUCGAAAAUCUAUUUUAAUAGACCUUUCAAGUUUGGAAACCAAAGUACAACAAUUUAAUGGGCAUGUUUUAAGAUAUACAUUUUUGUUAAUAAAUAAAGUUUUGACAUGAAAGGGGUGAUAAUUAAUAUAGUAAGUAUAUUGUACUGAGAAUUAUAAGGUCAUGAAUACUAUCACUUAAACAUUGUUUGACACAUUUCCUAUUAAUUUAGUAUUAUUUAUGCAAUCAAUUUGUUAUACAAUUAAUUAGUAUGCAAUUAAUAAGUAUAAAAUCAAUAAGUAUACAAUCAAUAUGUGUGCAAUCAAGAAGUAUACAAUCAUUAAGCCAGAAAUCAAUUAGUAUGCAAUGAAUAAGUAUGCAAUCAAUUUGUAUGCAAUCAAUUUGUAUGCAAUCAAUAAGGUGAUGCUAUUAGGAUAUCAUGAGCUAUACAAAAAAAAGCCAAUAUUCCAUGGUAUACUUGAAAGAGGCUUUGAUCUCAAAGUCAUAAGUGUAUAAUUAUUUUAUUUUUGAAAAAUAUCUAAAAAAAAUCUCUUGUCAAAAUAAUUAUUUUAAAUGAAUCUCAUCAUAAGAUUUUCAAUAAUUGUGUUUUACAUUAGCAUUUAGCUUACACAUUUAGUUGACCAUAAGCGUAACUCUCAUCUUUGCAAAAACAUAUGGGUUGUGCUCUGUGAAAAGGGGUCUUAAUGCAUGUGCGUAAAGUGUUGUCACAAAUUAGCCUGUGCAGUACACUUAGGAUUAUUAGGGAUGAAACUUUCCCUUUUAUGAUAUUUUUCAUUUAAAGAAAGUCUCUUAGCAAACAUCAAGGGUAGAUGGAAAGUGAUAUCCCUGAUUAGCCAAUCUGGGACGAUACUUUAUGCACAUGCGUAACCCCCUCAUAUGUAUAUUUUUUAUGAAUAUAUGAGUUUAAUCAAAUGCGGCAAAUACAUUUAGAUAAAGUAUUUAUAUCCGACUUAAUUGCUGUCAUUUUGUCAUUUACUUGGUGAAGCACAUGCACAAAUAUUUGAUAUAAUUAAAGCAUGUAAGUUAUGCUAAUUAAGUUUUUGAGUAUCAAGUUGAUUAUUGAUUUUUUAUAAGCGUUAUAUGUGUUGACUUUUUUUGUCAUUUAUCAACAGUUCCAAUAACAAAAAUUUAAUUCAAGGUACAAUAAGAUGAAUUUAAAUACCCAUUUAAAGAAGAAUAUUUUAAUUAUUAACUAUGCAAUGUAAAAUUUUAUUCUACCUUUUUUAUUUGACAGCAAAUUUUUAGAUUUGUUUUCACUUUACUUCAAAUCCAGACCUACAGAUUAUGUAAUUGCUGUCUUAAUUGAACAAAAUGAUUCAUGUUAUAUGUAAAUUAUUUAUUAUUAUUAUUAUGAAUUUAUAUUUUUUAUUAUACAUAAAAAAUAUUCAGAAAGUUGUCAUUAUGUACACCCAUUGUCUUAUCCUUACCCACUGGUAAUUAUAUUCCUCUAUUUAUUGCACUAUGUGUUUAAUUUUCAUUGUCAGAAGUAAAUCAUUUAAUUCUGCAACUGAUAGGUGUUGUGGAAAAAACGGGCUUAAUACUCAUUUUAUAGGCUGUAUCGGUCCUUACGAUCUUGGUCAGUUUGCUGCAUAAAGUGAUUAUAGAAGGCAAACUAUAAAUUUGUAAGCGUAUGAUAUAUGUUUUGUUUUGCCCUUUUUUAACACCCUGGUUUAGAAUGUAAAAGUUAUGAUUAAGAGCAAUUAUUGAAUACAAAUACCUUUAAUCAGGUAAUUUUAGGUGGCCACUGGUUUUUACGUUUGGUGAUAAUAUGAAAAUCUGAUGAUUUGGAUAAUAGGUGAAAAGAAUACAUGCUCCAUUUAUUGAUUGUGAUUUACAUGCAUUAAAUAAUAAAACCAAAACAUAGGGAAAAUUAGCCCAGGGUUAAUCCGUAUUUAGGGAAAUCAGAAAUCCUAAUAAAUGAACCCAGAUUUGUAGUUAGCAAACACGCAGCGAAAGUCUUUGUGCGAUGCAUAAAAUCAGGUAUUCUUACACUCCAAAUGUAUGUAUGCUAUUAACAUUGUUUUGGAUUUUGUCUUCAUUGAUCUGUGAAAUUAAUCUCAUACAUUCCAAUAUGAUUUGACCCAUAUCUUAAAAGUGCCUUUGUUUAAGCUAUACAAGUUUACAUGAAUCUGCUGAUAUCAUAUAAAUGAAUAUAGCUGUGAAAUGUUUGUAUUAAGUUACCAAUCGUUUACGUUCAGUAAACAUGGAUCAAAUGUAGGAAGUUUUUUUAAAUCCAAAUAUAAUGUUGACUCACUUAAUGUUGUUAUUUCAUUAAAUCUGGCUAUUUUGCUUGAUAAGUUUAUACAUGCAAGACUUCGAACUUGAACCAUCCUGUCAGAUUCAAACUUAAAUGAAUACAAUGAAUACAUGUAGACCAAAAGAUUUAUGUUUCUCAGAGUUUAUUAUUUAUAAAUGUUUUGUAAUUGAAAUUUUUACAUGUUUAGAAUAAAUUAUUGAAUAUUU